UAACACGAGGAGCUUAUGCGGUGGGGUCCGGACAACGAGAGGAACGAGAAGGAGGGGAACAUAGAACUGUACGAACGACAGACUGCAUUCCGUAGUGCUCACGCGAAUGCAGUUCCGAGGAGAGGUUCUCGCACGACAUCUUAUCUCGGCGAAGAUUCGCAUCUACGACUCAUUUGUACCGUUGCCUUGCAUUUCUCUCUGGAUCUGUCUCCUUCCGUCAAAGAAGUCGACGUUAUCCUUCGUAACACACCCUUUGAAGAUCGACUGUACAAAGAAGAAAAAGCGAAAGGUCAUCGAGACAUGGCAGAAAUGAAAGUAUUCACGCGGAACGAGAUAAAAAAAAACGACGAUAAGGAUAAAGUCCUUUUCAUCUUGCACGACAAAGUAUACAACGUCCGCAGCUUUCUCAAUGAGCAUCCGGGUGGAGAGGAGAUCCUAUUGGAACACAAAGGCAUAGACGCUUCCGAAGACUUCGACGACGUCGGGCAUUCGAAAGACGCGAUGGAACUGAUGAAGACGUACCAGGUCGGUGUAAUCGCUGAUUCGGAAAGGAUGAACAAACUGCCGAAAAAAGGCUGGACAUCGGGAUACGUGAAGGAAACGGAAAAGAACGUUCAAGGAUUCAGCCUGUCUUCUUAUCUACUCAUGGGUGGAAUCGCGCUCGUAGCGGUCCUCUUUUUUUACGUGUAUUAACCGAUCCGUUGGAAUUAAUUCGGGAAAAUGCUGUGACCGUGACA
Messenger RNA from Acromyrmex echinatior (Panamanian leafcutter ant), 737 nucleotides. RefSeq names its product cytochrome b5. NCBI's taxonomy places the organism in Eukaryota, Metazoa, Arthropoda, Insecta, Hymenoptera, Formicidae. Gene Ontology annotation, cellular component: membrane; intracellular membrane-bounded organelle. Gene Ontology annotation, molecular function: heme binding. The record is from RefSeq and is a predicted model, not a curated record.